AUGUCCGGUGAAGAAGAGGCAAAGUCAUCCGCUUCUUUUUUCGUCGCUCCCAACAAGGAUCAAGAUCCUUCGUCUCAUCUGUAUCUCCACCCGUCUGAAACUGCAAGCCAAUUACAGGUUGGCGAAGUUCUGAAUUCGAACAAUUAUGGGGAAUGGGUCAUUGAGAUGACCGACUCCCUCAUCAUCAAGAAUAAGUACGGGUUCGUUGAUGGUACCAUCGCGAAACCCACAGCUGAUCCGGAGCUUCGAGCAUGGACUCGUUGCGAUGCCAUCGUCAAGGGAUGGCUACGUACCGCGAUGGAUAAGGAGGUACGUACCAGUGUGUGGUAUGCAAGAACAACACAGAAAAUCUGGAUCGACUUGCGCGAUCGUUUUGGACGAGGUAGUGCGUCACAGGCGUAUGAAAUCAGACGCCUCGUGAGUAUGUUGCAGCAAGAAAAACUCAGCGUCUCAUCCUUCUACACACAGCUGCCUACCUAUUGGGAGGAAGCACAAUCAAUUUCUCCGUCUCCCAAGUGCACUUGUGGCCUUUGCACCCACGGGCUCGAGCGUCGAACAAAGGAAAGGGAUGAAAGCAAUAGGCUCUUUGACUUCUUAAUGGGGCUGGACGAUAGUUUUGCCAUGGUCAGAACUUAA
Molecule: messenger RNA, 636 nt
Organism: Linum trigynum
Lineage: Eukaryota; Viridiplantae; Streptophyta; Magnoliopsida; Malpighiales; Linaceae
Source: the annotation of a GenBank genome assembly